Molecule: messenger RNA, 822 nt
Organism: Brassica oleracea var. oleracea
Lineage: Eukaryota; Viridiplantae; Streptophyta; Magnoliopsida; Brassicales; Brassicaceae
Product: glutathione S-transferase T3-like
Exons: 2
Coding region: 1-822 (273 amino acids)
Source: RefSeq, a predicted model, not a curated record
AUGGAUAAGAACACUAGUUAUGUUAAUCUACUGUUUACUCAAUCUCAAUCUUCAGUUGACCUUGAUUCACCUGAACCUUUUUGGUUCGGUAGCCAAGGUUCUGAGGAGCCUGUUGUCGAGCCUGUUAUCGAGUCUGGUGGGAAGGAGAGGAGGAAAUGGUCUCUGGAGGAGGAUAAAAUACUUAUUGGUGCUUGGCUUAACACCAGUAAGGAUGCGGUGGUGAGAAAUGAGCAGAAAUCUGGACAGUUCUGGAAGAGGAUUGUUGCCUACUACAACGCAAGUCCUCACCUCGUUGGGACAAAACCUAGAGAGCUUGGUCAGUGCAAGCAGAGGUGGGCUAGGAUUAACGAGCAAAUCUCCAAGUUCGUUGGGUGCUAUGAUGCGGCUCUGAGGGAGCAGAGAAGUGGUCAAAAUGAUGAUGAUGUGAUGAAAGCUGCACUAGACUACUUCUACAAUGAUCACGGUUACAAUUUCAGUCUGGAACAUGGAUGGAGGGAGCUUAGGCACGACCAGAAAUGGUGCUCAACCUAUCUGUCUAAUCACGGUGGUAAGGAGAAGCGCAAACAAGUACUGGAGGUUGAGACAGAAGACGAAGGGGGAGAACCAGAGGCUAGACCCGUGGGCGUCAAGGCUGCUAAAGCUGCUUCUAAGAGGAAGAAGAGUGGUAAAGAAGAGGAGUUGUCACAGAUUCAGUCCAUCAUGGCAGUGAAAGAAAAACUCUCUAAACAGAAACUGCUUAAACGUUUACUUGGCAAAAAAGAGCCACUCACUGAGAUGAAAACAUCUCUUAAACUCAAACUUAUGUCUGAGAUGUUGGGUUGA